GUUUUUACAGAAACGGUUUUGUUUACGCGACCGCCGCACCUGCUGCAUGCAGUCGACUGCAGCGACUGGUUGUGUGACCAGUGGUGUGCAGUCGGUCGCAAGUCAUCACUAGUAGUCGCAACGACUGAAUUCAUUUUUUGAAGACUAUUUUCAUUUGGUUCCCUCAACAAAAUGAGUUUUUCAAAAGAUGAUGAUGCAAAACUUUGCGAACUUGUGUCCAGCUAUCCAUCAUUGUAUGACUAUAGUCAUAAAGAUUUCAAAGACAUUACAUUAAAGGAAAAUAUAUGGAAAGAAAUUGCGACUUCAUUGGGAAAUAAUAAAACUGAUGAUCAUUGUAAAAAGAGAUGGCGUUCGAUUCGGGACCACUUUAAGCGCCUUAAAAGAGAGGGAAAAUUAGGGACUGGAUCUGCUGCUUGUAAAUCACCUAAUUGGCCACUCUUUAAAUAUGUAUCCUUCCUUUCACAUGUUCCUGAAGAAAGGAGGACCUUAUCUAAUUUAUCGGACACCAGGCAAAACGAAGAGCUGAGUAAUGACAGUAUAUUGGGAGAUCAAGAUAUUGAUGUUGAAUGUCUUGAUACUAGUAUUGCAUCGGUACAAACUCCACCACCAAGUGACACAGAUGGAACCAAGUCAAGAAAAAGAAAAUUGGAAAAAGUAUCAGAAAUGCUAGUUGAAAAUAGAGAGUCAAGACUGAAAUUAAUAGAAACAUUGAAAGAUGCAAGUCAAAAACAAGAAGAUGAAGUAGAUGUAUUUUAUAAAAGUAUUUCUCUUUCCGUAAAACGUCUUCCACCUUUAUUGAGAUCCGAAAUCAAGAUGCAACAUUUACAAAGCUUACAUAAUAUGGAACUAAAACACAUGCAGAGUCAAUCUCAAUACCAUCAACCAUAUUAUCCACAACAAAACAUACCCGACUAUUCAUUAGUUCAUCAGGCUCAAACAUAUCAACCAUUAGUUCGUCAGACUCAGACAGAUCAACCAGAAAACCUAAACUGUCCAUCUCAAUCCACAUCAAAACAAUCAUUUUAUGAGAAACAUCCUUAUUGACAUAAUAUCAUAAAGAAGUGACUGAUUUU
This is a messenger RNA of Myzus persicae (green peach aphid), 1073 nucleotides long. RefSeq lists its product as uncharacterized. The record is from RefSeq and is a predicted model, not a curated record. The transcript has 3 exons. Gene Ontology annotation, cellular component: transcription regulator complex; nucleus. Gene Ontology annotation, biological process: regulation of transcription by RNA polymerase II. Lineage: Eukaryota; Metazoa; Arthropoda; Insecta; Hemiptera; Aphididae. The coding region runs from base 172 to 1044 and encodes 290 amino acids.